This is a messenger RNA of Dryobates pubescens (Downy woodpecker), 2465 nucleotides long. RefSeq names its product myogenesis regulating glycosidase (putative) (gene MYORG). The record is from RefSeq and is a predicted model, not a curated record. Gene Ontology annotation, molecular function: hydrolase activity, hydrolyzing O-glycosyl compounds. Lineage: Eukaryota; Metazoa; Chordata; Aves; Piciformes; Picidae. The coding region runs from base 225 to 2315 and encodes 696 amino acids. The transcript has a single exon. Gene Ontology annotation, biological process: carbohydrate metabolic process; skeletal muscle fiber development.
GGUUGCAAAGGGGAGAGGAGGUACAACCUUGAUCAAGACUUAGGUUUUUGGUGUUUAUAACCCUGUAUUUCAUGAAAUUACAAUGUAUUUAUGACUGGCCAGGCUUUGGGAAAGAAGACCAUGAACAUCUUCAUGCAAAAUCAUGGAUUUUCUGUCUGACAAAUGGAGGGGAAAAAAAAUCAGUAACAAAUUUUCUAAUCAGCUGUUGACACUGCAGAGGCAUCAUGGACAUUACUCACCGCACAAGAAAACACGGAAAUGCUCAAAAGGGAGAUGCCACAGACACACCUUUGCCUGAAAAUAUCAGGCUGGUGAAGCAGAAGCCCUCCAAGGAGCUGAGGCCCAUGCUUGGGGCAAUCUUGCUGGGCCUCCUCCUGUUCAUUGCAGCAGUGGUGGCCUGGUGCUACUACACGGUGUCCCUGCGGAAGGCUGAGCGUCUCAAAACAGAGCUGAUGGACCUGAGGGCUGAUGGCUUUGUCAUCAGGAACCAGCAUGGGGAGGUGGUCUUCCGGCUGGCCUUCCGCUCGGGCAGCCUCAACCUGGAGUCCUGCUCCAAGGAGGGUGAGAUUUUGAGCUGCACGCGGUCCAGCAGGGGCCCACUCAACUUCUUCAUCCAGACAGUGAAGCCCAAGGACACGGUGAUGUGCUACCGUGUGCGCUGGGAGGAGCUGGCGGACGGCCCGGCGGUGGAGCACACCAUGUUCUGGGAGGACGCCCACUGGUAUGGGGGCUCGGAGAUGAGCACCCAGCACUGGCCCAUCCGCCUGGCCGGCUACCAGGAGCCCAUGCCCUACGUCACCAGCGAUGUCUACUCCUUCCGCGACAGCUUUGGUGGCAUCCUUGAGCGCUACUGGCUCUCCUCCAAGGCGGCAGCCAUCAAGAUCAAUGACUCUGUGCCCUUCCACCUGGGCUUCAACGCCACGGAGCGCGCCCUCUUCUUCCAGGCCCGCUACAAGGACUCGCCGUACAAGCCCCCGCCAGGGCAGCCGCCGUUCCCCGAGCUCAGCUACCGCGUCUGCGUGGGCUCUGACGUCACCUCCAUCCACAAGUACAUGGUGCGCAGGUACUUCAACAAGCCCUCCAAGAUCCCUGCCGAGAACGCCUUCCGAUACCCCAUUUGGUCCACCUGGGCUCUCUACAAGAACGAUAUCGACCAGGAUAAACUCCUGAGGUUUGCUGAAAAGAUCAGAAAGUAUCGCUUCAACUGCAGCCACAUUGAAAUCGACGACAUGUACACGCAGGCCUACGGAGACUUUGACUUUGACCCCGUCAAGUUCCCCAACGUGACCGAGAUGUUUGCAAAACUGAGGGAAGAUGGAUUUAAGGUCACCCUCUGGACUCACCCUUUCAUAAACUACAACUCCUCCAAUUUUGGGGUGGGAAUCGAGCGGCAGCUCUUCAUUAAGGAGCCGUCGGGACGGCUGCCGGCCAUGGUGGAGUGGUGGAACGGCAUCGGGGCCAUCCUGGACUUCACCAACCCAGCAGCCCGCGACUGGUUCCAGAGCCACCUGCGCCAGCUCCGACACAAAUACGGAAUCUCGUCCUUCAAGUUUGAUGCGGGCGAGACCAGCUACCUGCCCAAGCAGUUCAGCACCUUCCGCCCACUCUCGGACCCCAGCAUCUGGUCACGGCGCUACACGGAGAUGGCCAUCCCCUUCUACGAGCUGGCCGAGGUGCGGGUGGGCUACCAGUCACAGAAUAUCUCCUGCUUCUUCCGCAUCAUCGACCGUGACUCUGUCUGGGGCUACGAGCUGGGCCUCAAGUCCCUCAUCCCCACAGUACUCACCAUCAGCAUGCUGGGGUACCCAUUCAUACUGCCAGAUAUGAUUGGAGGAAACUUCCUCCCCAACAAGACAGACGGAGCAGUGGAGAUCCCUGACCGGGAGCUGUACGUGCGGUGGCUGGAGCUGUCGGCCUUCAUGCCCUCCAUGCAGUUCUCGAUUCCGCCCUGGCUCUAUGACAAAGAGGUGGUGGAGAUUGCGCAGAAGUUCACGGAGCUCCACGAGUCACUGGUGGCCCCGCUGCUGCUGGAGCUGGCUGGAGAGGUCACCGACACCGGCGAUCCCAUCAUCCGCCCCAUCUGGUGGAUAUCACCCCGUGACGAGGCUGCUCACAGGAUUGACUCCCAGUUCCUCAUCGGGGACACCCUUAUGGUGGCACCUGUCCUGGAGAUGGGCAAGCAGGAGCGUGACGUCUACCUGCCAGCAGGCAAGUGGCGCAGCUACAAGGGGGAGUUGUUCGAGAAGACCCCGGUGCUGCUCACAGACUAUCCUGUCGACCUGGACGAAGUUGCCUAUUUCCUCUGGGUUUCCUAAGGGGCUCCUCCAUCAGCUUUGGAAUAACCAUGCCUUACCUAGGACUUUUUAACAAAUAAUAAUUCUAAUUGCACAUUGCAUUUCAAACUGGGGAUAAUGAAGGGAGUUAAAUAGAUUUCACUCUCUUUGGGGGUGAGCUUUUUAUUUGAA